This is a messenger RNA of Onthophagus taurus, 2282 nucleotides long. RefSeq lists its product as uncharacterized. Gene Ontology annotation, biological process: proteasome-mediated ubiquitin-dependent protein catabolic process; multicellular organism development. Lineage: Eukaryota; Metazoa; Arthropoda; Insecta; Coleoptera; Scarabaeidae. Gene Ontology annotation, cellular component: cytoplasm. Gene Ontology annotation, molecular function: ubiquitin protein ligase activity; zinc ion binding; ubiquitin conjugating enzyme binding. The record is from RefSeq and is a predicted model, not a curated record.
UACAUCGUAGUCUAUAUUUAUCUUUCAAUCCUUAACAAUUUUCUAUUACAAAACUUCAGCAUAGAAAUGGUACAACCCAUCUAUUUAUGUCCAUCAACAGAAAACUGUCAAUGGGAAGGAUUCCAAGAAGAUAUCUUAAAUCAUUUCAAUAAAAACCACCCGAAUUUUUCCUUAAACACAAACAAUUUUAAUUUGGAUUUAAACCAAGAUUUUUCCGCAAAUUAUUUAAUGCACUUAAACGAUGAAACGUUUCUGAUACAAUUUAAAUAUUACGGAGAUAUCGCGGAGAUUCGAUUGCGAUUUUUGGGAACGGUAAAACGUGCGAAAAGUUUAUCGUAUCACGUUGAAAUUGAUAGCGGAAAUUUCGCAUUUAAUUCAAAGCAUCAUUCCGAAGGAAACUACAGCUUAAUAACUAGAAAAGAUGGUGCUGUUUUGGUCGAUGUAAGCGGAAUUAGAACGAUAUGCGGAAAGAAGUUGCUCAAUAACGUAGUUUGUUUUAUAAACAUCGAAGGGAUGAAAGAUGAAGGGUUUGCGAUGAAUAAAUCAAUAAGCAGAAGAAGUUAUCACGAAAAGAAAGUUUUAGAUAGUAAAGUUAGGGAGAUUUUUCAAAGAAAUUCGAGUUUUCGAUCGAGUAUUCGAAAAAAAACCAUGGAUAACAUAGAAUUUGAAUCUAAUCAAAAAAAAUCGGUUCAUUUUGAUGAUAAAGAAAACGAAGAUUUUGUUGAGGAUAUUCUUGAUGAUAUUAUUGAUGAUGUUGUUGAAAAUGAUACAGAAAAUAAAUCUAAUAUUAAUAUUAAAAGUGAUAUAAAAAUAACGAGUGAAUUAAAAAUUGAGGAUGGAGUUGUGGUUAAAAAUGAAGUUAAAAUUGAUGAAAUUGAAGACGAUGAAAAUGUCAUGGACGAUUUUAAAAUGAAAAUUAAUGAUGAGUUGAGAUUUGGGCUGCGAAACAAUGAUUUCUUUCCUAACUUUUAUAAACCGUUUGAUGAUUCUUUCUUCGACGAAGACGAUGUGUUUUUCCAAGAAAGUUUUCUUCGCGGAAGUCAUUCUUCGUUUUUCAGCGAAACAACGAAAUUUUCCGAAACCAGUAGAUUUUCCGAAUCAAGCGAAAUUUCAGUUAGAAUAGGAUUAGGAUCCAUAACGGAACACGAACAUGAAUAUAAAUCAGAACAUAAGCACGAAGAUAAAGAAGACGAUGUUUAUAUUUGCGAGGAGGAAGAAAAACGAGGAACCAAAGAAAACGAAAAAGAGAUAUUUAAAGAAACCAUAUUAGAAGAAGAUGAAGAAAUAAAAGAAAAUCAAGAAGUAGUAAAUAAAUCCGAAAGUAAUUCGGAUGAUAAUGUAGAAGAAGAGAAUAAUGAAGAAGAUAAAGUUAUAGAAAAAAAUGAAACUCCUCAAACUAGCCAAGAAUACCAACAAAAUUUUGAAACCGAAGAAACCUCUUCAAUUCACCCACUUAUUUUACGUCCAAAAUCAUCGAAAUUAACCCCAAACCGUUUGAGUAAAGCCGAAAUGGAAUAUUACGAAAAAAUCAAUUUGAUGCGUUGCGAAUCGUGCUCAAUGAUCAUGAUACCUCCAAUCUUUGUUUGUUUAAACGGCCACAGCGUUUGCAUUACAUGCAAACCGUUAAAUUGUUCGUGUAAAAGCGGCGUAACCGACAUGAGAAACAUCGAUUUAGAAGAAAUAAGCAGAUCGCUAACUCAUCCAUGCCGCUUUUUAGAAAAAGGUUGCACCGAACUUUAUUCUUGUUACGAAAUUCGUUUUCACGAGAUUAAAUGCGAUUAUUUUUUGUAUAAAUGUCCUAUGUGCGAAUUUACCGGGAAAUAUAUGGAUGUUUUUCGUCACGUUCGAUUAUUUCAUCCAUCAUUGAAAAUCGUUGAUGCGAUGGAGUAUGCUUUUCCAAAGAAUUCCGAGUUUCUCAUCGUCAGUAAAUACGGGAUUUUUUAUUGUACUUCGCAAAUUUACAUUGACACUAUAGAAUGGAGCGUUGUUUUUACCGGUAGGGAAAAAAUUAGCUUUUCAUGUCAAGUUGUUAUUAAAACUAAAAAGAAUUCUAAAGUUUAUCAUUUAAAACGAAACGGGAAUACCUGUAAGAUCAUUAUUCAUUUAAAUGAUUUAAAAAAUAAUAGGGUUAAAGAUAAAAAUGCUGUGUUGUAUAUAAAAACAAAUUCGUGAUAUAUUAUAUUAAUAAAAAUAACAGUCAGUUUAGUGAGAUAAAUCUUGUGUUAUUAUAAAUUUGUGUUAUUUUCAAAAUAAAGUUAUAAAUAAAAUUGAUUUCGAUGAAA